AUGGUUGACACCUUCAUUACCACUAUUUGUGCGUUUAUUUCCAAUCUCCUGCAUGCUGUGUGGAGAACGUUAGUGUCCAAGCCAGCUGGUUUGGCAUUGCCAUAUGAGGAGCGAGGCCCGUCUUUUAGGGAGUUCAUGGAGGAGUUGAACCCCAGACAAUUGGCUGUCAAACAGCUGAAGCAGCAGUUCCUAGAGGCCUUGCAGGCAAACAAUGCCCAGCAGGUCCUGCAGAUUCUGCACAGCGGGAAACUGGAUAUUGACACUGUGCUGGAGGUGGAGGACCCCAGCAUGGUCCUAGCAUCAUACAAACAAGGUUAUUGGCUCCCAGGCUACAAACUGGAAAAGUCCUGGGCGAUGGGUAUUCAUGUAUGUGUGAUGUACAAUGCUCUGGAAACCGCGCUGGUGCUCCUUCAGGAAGGUGCAGCCAUCAACCGCAUGCCCAACGGGAAGACGCCGCUGCAUGUGGCCUGCGAGGUCUCCAACAGCGACUGUGUUGCCUUGCUUUUGGCUCACGGGGCAAAGGUCAACAGCCUAUCGCUGAGCGGUCACACACCACUGCACUACUGCAUCACCAGGGAGUCUGUGGACUGUGCCAAGCAACUCAUCCUCAAAGGAGCAAACGUCAAUCUGCCCAGCCACAACAACAGUGAGGACACACUUUUACACACAGCAGCCAGAUUCGGUGUCCCAGAGCUGGUGGCUCUCUACUUGGCCCAUGGAGCGUCUGUGAAUGCAGUCAACUCUCUCCAGGAGACUCCCCUGAUGACUGCGGCCUUCUGGGGGUUUGACACCAAAGAGCAAAUCUACAGCCAAGAUCACCAUAUUGUCUGUCGCCUUCUCCUGGACCACAAGGCAGAUCCGAACCUCCAAGAAGAGGACCAUAAAACUGCUCUUCACAAGGCAGCCUGGAGCUGUGAUCAUGUCCUGAUGCAGAUGCUGCUGGAGGCCGGGGCUGAUACACAAGCCAUGGACAUCAAUGGCUGUACCCCCAUCCAUUAUCUCCUCAAAGUGACUGAUGUCAGGCCUAUGGCCAUCCCUGAGCUCUGCUAUCAGCUGCUGCUCAACUAUAAUGCAGCACGGAUCUACCCACCCCAGUUUCACAAGGUGUUGCAGUCCUGCCAUGACUACCCCAGAGCAAUAGAAAUCAUGGUCAACUCUUAUGAACGUUUAAAGCCCACAAAUAAGUGGAGGGCUGCCAUUCCUGAUGACUGCUACAAGCGACAUAAAGUCUUCUACGACUCUUUGUUUGCUGUUUGCACCAACACUCCUCGCAGCCUGCUCCACCUGACCAGAUGUGCCAUCAGAGCCAACCUGCGUGGGUUCUGCCACAGAGGCGUAGCACAGCUGCCUCUGCCAUCUCCACUGAAGAAAUAUCUAUUACUGGAACCUGAGGGGAUACUGUACUGAUGAAGAGGCAUGUGACGAUACUCUAAUAUGUAGCCUGACGAUUUAAUAGAUAAUAAUAGAAACAUUCACUACCUGUCUGCAGACCGAUGCUAUUUGGAGCUUUCACAAACAGGUGUGAUUUUUAA
Molecule: messenger RNA, 1532 nt
Organism: Micropterus dolomieu (smallmouth bass)
Lineage: Eukaryota; Metazoa; Chordata; Actinopteri; Centrarchiformes; Centrarchidae
Gene: asb4
Product: ankyrin repeat and SOCS box containing 4
Exons: 6
Coding region: 1-1407 (468 amino acids)
Biological process (GO): intracellular signal transduction
Cellular component (GO): cytoplasm; nucleus
Molecular function (GO): protein binding
Source: RefSeq, a predicted model, not a curated record